Molecule: messenger RNA, 1150 nt
Organism: Hypanus sabinus (Atlantic stingray)
Lineage: Eukaryota; Metazoa; Chordata; Chondrichthyes; Myliobatiformes; Dasyatidae
Product: immunoglobulin lambda-1 light chain-like
Exons: 3
Coding region: 66-782 (238 amino acids)
Source: RefSeq, a predicted model, not a curated record
GAGCUGAAAAGUUGAGACGCCACUUAACCGCCGCACCUUGUGUGAGCUUCACUCAAUUAAUUACAAUGUCUUGCUGGGUUCGUGUGGUCACUACGCUGGUGUUCACUGCAAUUUAUAUCAACGCGGAAGUUACAAUGAAUCAACCACCUUCGAAAUCCACAUCUCCGGGGCAGACCGUCCAAAUACCCUGCACCUUGUCUGGAACUUCUUUAGGAAGUAGCAAUGUUGCCUGGAUCCAGCAGAUUCCCGGAAAAGUUCCUCGGUAUCUGUUCUGGUAUUAUUCGGGGAGCAGCAUUAACAGAGGUUCCGGAGUUCCGAACCGUUUCGGCGGCUCAGUAUCCGGAAACACGGCAACAUUGACAAUAUCGAGCGUCCAGUCGGAGGAUGCGGCAGACUAUUACUGUGCUGUCUGGAAAGAUGCUUUAAUCUUCGGGAAAGGAACGAGGCUGGCAAUUGGCAAUCCUCGGGCUCCCGCCGUCUCCGUCCUCCGGCCUUCCUCAGAAGAAAUCACGGGAAAAGCCACAGCGACGCUGGUGUGUUUGGUGAGCCGUUUUAAUCCCGGCGCAGUGGACAUUGAAUGGACCCUAGACGGUCGUGCGAGAAAGGACGGCGUGGAGACGAGCCCUGUCCAGCAGGACACGGACAACACGUUCAGUGUGAGCAGUUACCUGACUCUGCCAGCCUCAGAAUGGAACUCACACGAGCGUUACUCCUGUGUGGUUACGCACGAAAGUCAAGCAAACCCCUUUGAAGAAACGAUCACGAGAUCCGGCUGUGUCUAAAACUAUAUUUAAAACUUAAUCAAAAUGAAAAGCUUAUUUUCCUAGACUUUUCUUCAUCAAAAUGAUUUUGAACCAUUAUUCUUUUGUAGUUAAGUAUUUGCAUUCGGAGUCAUCAUGUAAGUUUUGUCAGUCUUAAUUGUGUUUCUAUUAAAUCGGUAUCGUUGUUAAUUGAAACUCCAAUGGUAUUUAAUCUCAGUUAAAUGCAUCCCCAAAUACUCAUCAAAUGACCGUAGUUUGAAGAUUGCAGUCUUGAUGCUCGCCUACUGCUGACGAUUUCGAGCACAAAUAUCCAGUAACAUUAGCGAUUAUGUCUGAUCAUGUAUGCUUUCAUGGCUUUUAUUUCGAGUGCAGAAUAAACCAAACAUAUA